Messenger RNA from Anopheles funestus (African malaria mosquito), 10531 nucleotides. RefSeq names its product unconventional myosin-XV (gene Myo10A). Gene Ontology annotation, cellular component: myosin complex; cytoskeleton. Bases 1168 to 10155 code for a protein of 2995 amino acids. The record is from RefSeq and is a predicted model, not a curated record. The transcript has 11 exons. Gene Ontology annotation, molecular function: ATP binding; protein binding; cytoskeletal motor activity. Lineage: Eukaryota; Metazoa; Arthropoda; Insecta; Diptera; Culicidae.
CGCUCACGUUCACCCGACGUCUUUAAGCGGGGUUUCGGAAAUGUUUUAAGUAAAAUGUAGCAUUCCAACGUUUAAAUUCAAGAACCAUUUCAUUAAUUGCUCCACUAAAAUACUGCCACAGUUUGGGUUUACCAUCUCGGCAAUGGUUAUAACUUGAAUCAAUCGAACAGGUACACUGGUUGAUAUAAACAGGGUUGUAUUUUUCGAGCGACAACCAACACCCUGAACAGGCAAGCAUAGUUGCGUACGUAUAUGUUUAUGUUAUGGCGUGGCGUCGUAGUAUUGGUGCUGGCCAGGUAGCAAGAGGCUGUAUAGCCAGCAAAAGUUGCCUUCCGAUCGAUUCUCACAAACCCGUAUCGCCCUUACGAUCAAACAGGUGAACAAAUCCGAAGCGUACGGUCAUCAGGUAGUGCGAUCGUCCGAAACGGCCCUUUUGUAUGACGUAUGUAGAUAGCACGGUAAAGAAAAGUUUAGUAACGAACAAAUAUCGCUGAAUUUUCUCAACUCUGCGUACGGUAAAGUGUGUACAGUUCCCGAUCCCGUAACGUUGGAAGGAUUUUUAUCCGUGUUUUCUCGUUGACAAACCAGAGGGUUUACUGUAAAUUAAUUUGUGUAAUCGGUUCGUGUGGCAAUUGAUAAAACAAGAGAGAGAAAAAAAGAUAAAAAGUUAUGAUUCAGUGCAGUGGCUACGAUAUUCGUGCUUGUGACGGUGCCGAAUCACUUUUGCGCACCGUGCUAUAGGAGAAGAUCGGAGCAGUGCGGCGAGUCGCUGCGCAAGCGCUUGCGGUCAAACUAAAUGUGCUACGUAUGCAGUUUCUCGCGCGUUUGUGUGCUGCCCGGUACGCUCGGAACGAAACGAAAGGCCAGAAAGGCGUACGGAUGCCCAGUGAAAUCGUGAGCUGAGAACGAAACAGCGGAAACAGAAUAUUGCGAUUUAGGUGUGCCAAGUGGCUGACGAUUUUUCGUUCCAUAAGUUAGACGGCAAAGGCUGGAGAAGAGCUGGAGGAAAAUUUUGAAGUUUGACGACCUACUACUGCUGCACCCUUCGGAAGAAAGUUGGCGGAUUCGAAAAUCCGCUUUGACAUGCCGUACAUGGUUCGCUUAACCUAGUGACAUCGAAAUACGCAACACCAGCAGCAGCAAAGCUAUAACGCUACAACCGUCACCAUGGAUUGGUCAACGGGCGAUCUGGUGUGGUUCGAUCCCGGGCUCGGACAUCCGCUGCCCGGCGAGAUCCAAGAAGUUCAUCGUGCCGCUCAGAUGAUCAUCGUGCAGGCACUUAUCAACGGCAAGCCGCAAACGUUCACCCUGGGGCCGAAUGAGGGAAACAUACGUGCCCGGCAGGAUUUGGGCAAGACCGGUGUAGAGGACAUGACCCAGCUGGAGGACCUACACGAAGCGUCAUUGCUGUGGAAUCUGAAGCUACGUUAUGACAAUGGCUUGAUCUACACGAACGCGGGCAGUAUACUGAUCGCGAUCAAUCCGUACAAAAUGUUUCCCGAAUCGUACGGCAUCGAGAUGGCCAAACUGUACUCGGGACGGCCACUCGGGACACUGGCGCCGCAUCUGUUUGCGAUCGGUUCGACGGCCCAUGCCGCCCUACCAUCGCCCCAGGUCGUCGUCAUAUCCGGUGAGUCUGGCUCGGGUAAGACGGAAUCGACCAAACUGGUGAUGCAGUAUCUUGCUGCGGUCGUACCUGGCGGUGGUUCGGCCUCUACCGUCAUCACCGAGCAGAUUCUCGAGGCGGCUCCACUGCUGGAAGCGUUCGGCAAUGCCCGUACCGUACGAAACGACAACAGUUCCCGCUUUGGCAAGUACCUGGAGGUGUACUUCAAGUCGGGAGCUAUCAUCGGUGCCAAGAUUACGCAGUAUCUGCUGGAAAAGUCACGAAUAGUUACACAGGCAGCCGGAGAACGGAACUAUCACGUUUUCUACGAGCUGCUCGGUGGUUUGUCGGAGCCCGAGCGCAUGAAGUAUGGUCUGCUGGAGGCGGAUAAAUACUUUUACCUCAAUCAGGGCGGCUCUGACUGUGCACCGGGACGUAUGGAUUGGGCCUCGCUCCAGAGUGCGAUGCAGGUGCUCGGUGUGACCGAAAACGAGCGUGAAGGUAUCGUGAAGGUGUUGGCCUCUGUGCUACACCUGGGUAAUGUGUACUUCCACCGGCGCCAACUACGCCACGGACAGGAAGGUGUCGAGAUUGGUUCGGAUGCGGAAAUUAAGUGGGCCGCCCACUUGCUGCAGUUGCCAUCUGAGGGCAUCCUGAAAUCGCUGACCUCACGCAUUACGGAGACGCGUUCGGAGCGUCUGUAUACACCGCUCGGCAUCGACCAAGCGCUGGAUGCACGAGAUGCGCUGGCAAAGGCGCUCUACUCGGGACUUUUUAACUGGCUGGUACUGCGAAUCAACUCCAUUGUACAUCGUGGCGGUACGCACGAUGCGCAACGUCUGUCUAUUCUGGACAUCUUCGGGUUCGAAGAUUUGGCCGAGAAUUCGUUCGAGCAGCUGUGUAUCAACUACGCCAACGAAAGUCUGCAGCUGUACUUCAAUAAACACGUGUUCAAACUGGAACAGGCAGAGUACGCGCGGGAGCGCCUCGAAUGGACCAACCUCGAAUGGGAGGACAAUCUGCCGGUGAUUCAUCUGCUCGCCAAAAAGCCGGUCGGUAUUUUCCAUCUGUUGGACGACGAGUCUAACUUUCCGCGGGCAAAUGAUUCCAGUUUUCUCGAGAAGUGCCACUACAACCAUGCUCUGAACGAGCUGUACUCGCGCCCCAGGGUGGGCGCCCAAGAGUUUGGUAUCACACACUAUGCCGGUCAGGUGUGGUAUUGUGUCGAUGGUUUUCUGGAGAAGAAUCGUGACGCAUUGCGCAUGGACGUAAUAGAGCUGCUGAGCUCCAGUACGGAACCACUGGUUUUGGAGAUGACCAAGCAGCUACGAGCGCAACGAGAUGUCGGAAAAACGCUGCCCAAAGGUUCCAAUGGUCGGUUUGUCACUAUGAAGCCACGUACUCCAACGGUGGCGGCUAGAUUUUCCGAUUCCCUGCAGCAGUUGCUGCAGUCCAUGGCCAAAUGCAACCCAUGGUUCGUCCGGUGCGUUAAACCGAACAAUGACAAACAGGCACUGCGUAUGGACAUGCCUUGCGUGCUUCAACAGCUGCGUUAUCUGGGCAUGCUAGACACGAUCAAAAUCCGUCAGUCCGGUUAUCCAGUGCGCCUUCGUUUCCAACAUUUCGUCGAGCGCUAUCGCCAUCUGAUGAAAACGCCUCUACCGAAAGGUACGCCUUACCGAGAAUUGUGCCGCUUCGUGCUAGACGAGCUGCCGGGGACAAACACGGAAGGGCCUGACUUCCAGCUUGGAGCAACACGCGUAUUCUUACGUGAGGCACUUCACCGAACGUUGGAAGCGAGUCGUGCCGAUCGAUUGCGACUGGCCGCGGUAACGAUCCAGCGAAACGUGCGAGGCAUGCUUGCCCGCAAGAAGGUUCACCGAGAAGUCCGCGGAGCCGUUACCAUACAGCGUUACUGGCGAGGAUAUCGUGAUCGAAAUCGCUACCUCACUAUCAAGAACGGAGUCACAAAGUAUCAGGCACUGUUCAAGGGACACAUGCAGCGCAAACGGUACGCCAAGUUGAAGAACGAACUGAAACGACGCCGUGAAGCCGAACGGCUGAAGAAGGAACGUACGGCACAACGUUUGGCUAAGGAACAGGUAGAACGUGGUUCAGCCGUCCCGCUAGACAUUCCGGCCGAGUUGGCGUUUAUCUUUUCCAAGUCGGAGAACUGGACUGGACAGCAAAGUGAUCGCAAUCUGGUAAAGGUGGUCGGCACUGUUCCAGGGCCGCCGUCCGCUGCUGACUUACCACCCGAUCUUGAUCAGUUUGCUUUCGGCAAGUUCAGCUCUGUGUACUGCAAUGGGGUCAAGUUGGCACCACGUCGAGACAUCAUAACCGCACCGUUCCUGUCACGCGCUGCCGCUCGCGAUCAAGACUUUAAGGAUGCGAUCGCUAUUUUUAAGCUGAUUAUUCGCUGGACGACCGACGCCACCAUGGAUGCGAAUCGUGAGAAAAUAUUGGCCGAUUACAUCGUACACAAGGGAUUAUCGUCGCGUGGUCUUCGGGAUGAAAUAUUGGUGCAAAUUUGCAACCAAGUGUAUCGGGCAGAUGAGGCAACAGCGGAGAAGCUGUGGACGCUGAUGUCUCACUGUCUCUCGGCCUUCCAGCCAGGAUCGGCAUUCAGCAAGUAUUUGAUCAAGUUUAUCGUAGAUAACGCACCGCCCAAUACGAAGGAACAGAUACUGAAGAAGCUGCUACGGAAUGCUAAUGCUGGCCAGACUAACCCUUGUCGGUUAUUCCCACCGUCCUGGCUCGAGUGGCGGGCGUCGUCCCGACUGGCAGAUACAGCACUUGGACUUAAUUUGCCAGACAGCAGUGUCCAGACGGUAGCUGUCGAUUCGUGGACCACAUGUGAAGAAGCGGCCGCACUAGCAAUCUCUUCGUUCGGCAUACCCAACCUCGGCUGGACGGUGGUGAUUGACGAAUCGGAUCAAAUGACAGAUUCGUGUGGAUUGGAUUUUGUGCUGGAUCUAGUUGCGGAAAAAGAACUCCCACCCGCUUUUCCAGCCGUACGUAGUGAUAUACUGCGCUGCGGUAGAAAACUACCCCCGAACGCGGCUCCGAUCGCUGGAACAAACGAUCCAUCUAUUGAGCCUAGCAGUCCCAAGCGUCCACAGGUUCCACCACCGGAACCACCCUCAAUGAAGCGAAACUCGCAUGAGAUACAGCUGGUACCAGUUGCCAUCGGAAGCGGUAAGAAGCAUGAACCGGUCGAGUACGGUAACUCCCGACAUAUGGAAACAACCGGUGCCGGUAGGAAGACUUCACACGAUGUGUCCCUGUCACGGCAUAAGUUACGCGAGGAGCGUGCCUUUUACGAGGAUAAGAGUCGUUCCCGCUCAUUAGAUGAUCUGCUUGCCGGUGAGCCGGAUGAAGCAAUGAUCUCGCCAGAUGCCGACGAGCCAGAGAGUUCGUUGACGCUGACGUUGGCCGAAAACAGAAUUGGCAAUAAAUAUCGCUCGGUAGACACGAUCGCACCACUAAAAGAGCAACAUCCCCGGUUCGUGAAGUCACAGUACGCGGGCAAACGUACGGCCGGAUCACACUCGUUAAAGUACGCCGAGAAGUCGGAAUUUAGCGUUCGUUCGUCGGCCAUGUCUGAUACGAGCGAAGCGCCUUCACUGGCCAGUCACGUGCGGCGUGUUCGAGUACCUUCGCAAGCAUCCGAUGUCGAUCAGUUCCUGGACGAUCUGUUUAGUCCCGUACUGGAUGGAUCUUUGGAUGAGCUGUCAGAUGCACGCUCGCUAGCGGCCAGUAUUCGUGGAGGUACACAAUUCGUAACCGAACUACUCGCUUCAGUACGUACCGACAGUCAGCUGACGGAUCUUGAACAGAGCGAAGUACUCUCAAGAACCACAAAAGGAGGCACUACGCACCAAGCGAAGAAUGCCACAUCAAACGGAUUCACACCGAACGCUCCGAAUCCGAUUACACCUUUAACGCCGUCCAACUCUGGUUCACUACUGAUGAUGGGCUCCGUCAGUCCGGAUGUUGUAAUGCCGGUGUUCACCAUCCCGCCUGGUGUCGAUAGUAACGCCUACCAGCAGCAGAUGCAGCGUGCCUUUCUUCAAUCCGCUAUGGCACAAAACAUUCAGAUUCAACAGCAACUAAUGGCCCAAAACCAAGCCCUACAAACGUUGCUCACUCAGCAGGAUGGUGCCGGACCAUCAUCCUCCUCUCCACCGGCAAUUCCUGGAGCAAUCUCACCGAAGCAUGGUGGCACAACCGGCUCACCAACAUCCGUGCAACAUUCGCCUAUUCGGAAAAUGAGCGCUAAAGCUGUAUCUCGUAUGGAUUCUGCCGAUCGGCCAGCCCAAUCAGGAUCGUCCUCAUUUUCGGACAUGUUGCGCAACCGCAAGGAUUCAUCCUCAUCCAACUUGAUCCCACCACCGCCACCUCCACCACUUCCGCCACCGUUGGAAAUGAAAGAUCCAUUCGAGGUGCGCCCAUUUCUGGAUCCUUACGGACGUGCGAAAACUGUACGCAUCGGCAAAUGGCGCUGGCCACCACCACAGGGUGUUCCGAUCGGUACCGAAACCGAGGAAAACUUCAUCCAAUUCAAGAUGACGCGUCAGAGCAAUCGCAAAACGACGCCCCAAUCGCAGCACAGUAGCAACAUGGACUCACCGAUCGGCUCACCGAAUGGUGUCGAAUGGGAAGAGUUCGAGAUCGACCAAAAGCUGCAGGAACAUGCCAAUCGUGAUGGUGGCGAAGGUGCAAAAGGGUCCGGAUCCGGUGGACAGCAGGGUGCUCGAAUAGCGAAGCGUAGCUUCGACAUCGGAGCUGAUCGUCCCGCACCCAACAGUGUCGGAAAGUUAAAGCUGAGCAACGAAAUGCGUCAACGUUUGGAGCAAGUUACAGCGGGACAUUCGGUGCGUUCGUCCAGUGCCAAAUCCGAUCGGCCGGAGCGUACACCAGCGAAGCUGGAAGACACACGCCGCAUGAUGUUAGAGCAGCAGCUCGGUGGGAUGAAUCCACCCGGCGGUACAAAGUCCCCCGGCGCGAUGGGAGGAGAUUUACCCUCCGUGAAGACGCAGGUACAACGCAUGGAGGCGAGCAAAAAGGGUGCUCCGGCUACAGCAUGGCCAACGGUUCUUCCACCAGCGCCACCAGGACCAGCUCCACCUCCACCAAUAAGACCACCGACCUCGACUCCACCGGCGCCGCCUCCACCAAUUCAUGGCGGUAUGAUGAGUGCUCAGAACAACCACCAGAACCAGUCGGAAAUUCCGUCAUUCGUUCAGCGCCAAGAGCGUGAUACGUUCGGUGCCAAGGAUAGCUUCAUGGAUUCCUGGGGCCGUGCAGAAGCCGCUAAGCUAGAUUUGGUCUAUGAAACUAGUUUCAAGAAAGAGAUGAUCAUUGAACGCGAGCGUUCCCGGUCGAGAUCGCGAUCACGCGAUCGGGAGAACUUCUCCGAGUCUGUCUGGGACCGAUCGGAAGUUGAAGGUCCUUCGUCUACAUCCAGCGAUCCGAGGGAUCGUGAUCGUGACAAAGAACGAGAGGCCCGUGAGCGUAACUACGAGCUGACGCAGCUACAGCGCGAGAAGGAAAGCAACAAAGUGUUCCAUCCGUCCUCGUACACAAAGGACAAGCAACACCAGCAACAUCAGAUUCAGCAGCAACAGCAAUCGCAGUACCAACAGCAGUACCAGCAGCAGCAAAAGCAAUACUCCGCCAACUCACCGAACUCGGGUAUUGCCACCUUCAAAACGCACAUGGUGCAGAAAAGCGUACAGGAGCGGGAAAGAAAAUCUUCCGCCGCCACAACCAACGGUUCGGUGUACAGCGAAAAGCUGGACGAUGGUGCAAUGGCUGAUCCGCCCGCACCGGUCAUGCCAGUGCAGAUGAAUCCCUCGCUGAAAGCACCGGCGGCGGCCUGCCUAACGUACAACCGUAUCACCUGGACGUUGCGCGUCCGUAAGGAAGUGUUCCGUCCGAGCGAAACCGUCACGGCACCGGCCGCUCUCGAUCUGCUGUUCAAUCAGAUCACUGCCGACGUGUUCGGUGUGACGCCUUGCAUGCGAAUAUCGCCCCAGGAGAAACGGCUCGCAGUGAAUCUGCUCAGCAGCCACGGCAUCACGGCUAACGGCCAUACGACAGGAAAGCAACACGUGCGGGCAAUCGUGAAGCGCCACGUGCUCGAUAUGGCCCGCGGGUGGCCCCUCUACUUCGCACGGCUGUUCGUGAUGAAUGGGUCACCGUCGAUACAGGAGGGCACAUUGCUGGCCGUCUCGCAUAUGGGCGUGUAUCUGGCGAGCAAGGAGCCCGAAUUUUUGGCGAUCCAACGCGCCAUCCCAUACGAUGAUAUACAAAGUGUUACCACGCUGCCGCGACCGCUCACCCUGCAGCUGACGUUGAAAACUGGGGCUCGCAUCGUGCUGCAUGCAUCCAAGGCAAAUGCUAUCCAGAUGAUGGUACAAUCGUACCUCGCCGAGUACAGACAGACCCAAUCGAAAGGUUCCACCAUAUCGUCCGGUGUACGGGCGGCCGCCGCCACGCUUAAUGUGCCGCUCGAGCGAUUGGAAACGUCGAACGUCAACAGCCCCGGAUCACCGAACCAAAUCUCACCGACCGAGAAGGGGCACCAUCUGCAUCACAUGGGACACCCGGGACAUCAUGGCCACCAUCACCAUCAGCAGCUGAUGGACGAGUUCGAGGAUAUGCAUAUCGAUCAUGGUUUGCCGGAAUCGUCCCCGCCACCGAUGGGAGGGUACGGAAACGAUCGUGUACAUAGCGGCAUGGGCAUGAAGCAUGGCGUCAACGGACAGCAGCAGCAGCAACAACAGCAGCACCAUUCGCCGUACGGUGAGCGCAGUCCGGGCGAUGGUCCGGGCCGGGUUGGUAGCGGUGGUGCCGGUAGUGGUAUGAUCGUUAACCACAAAAACUCACCCAUGGGUAACGGAAAUGGCAACUACAGCGAUAUGCACAUCGUCGGGCACCACGAGAACGAUUCGUCCCCAACGCAAACGUCGCUGACCAAACACUCGUUGUUGCAGUUUGCGAUGCAACAUUUCCGCACCGACGACGAAUUCAAAUCCAAUCGAUCGGAUAAACGGGCCAUGAGAAAUCAGCAUGCAGAUCUGGUAAAAUGGCAAGGUUAUCCACUGCGGGCACCAUUGUUGCGACUUCCGGCCGACUUAACACCACUCGCACUGGAAUGUUUCGAUUGUGUUCUGCGAUACUGCGGCGAUCUUGCCGUCGAUCCGGAGUUGUCAGAAGUGAAAUGCGUUUACACGGUGUUGAUGCACUGUCACAAGCAUCUGGCCCUGCGAGAUGAAGUGUACUGUCAGCUCAUGAAGCAAACGACGGCAAACCGAUCUGCCUGCCCAGAUUCGGCUCAGCGAGCCUGGCGGUUGUUAAGCAUACUGGCGGCUUAUUUCGGUUGUUCAGAUGCGUUGCGACCAUACCUGAUCGAACAUCUAACUUCGGCUGCCUCGGAUCGGCGUCGUCCAUGUCACGGUACUGCGGCCGUUUGUUUGACGAAUCUUCGCAAAACGGCACGCUGUGGUGGCCGCAAGAAUGUACCGAGCGUUGAGGAAGUUACCGCCGUAUCUGCGGGCAGAUCUGCCCGUCGACAAAUAUAUCGUCUGCCUGGUGGGGCGGAACGUAUCGUUAAUACACGCUGUUCUACCGUCGUUGGCGAUGUUAUCGCGGAACUGUGCUCACUGCUGGGCAUUGAGUCGCCGGCAGAGCAGCAGGAAUUUUCGCUCUACUGUAUCGUCCAGGGUGACGCCUUUACCAUGCCGUUGGCUGCCGAUGAGUACAUCCUGGACGUAACGACCGAGCUGCUGAAAUCGGGCCAACCGUUCUACUUAAUCUUCUGCCGAUCGGUGUGGCACUUUGCGCUGAAGCGUGAUCCGGCCCCAACGCCACUCUAUAUAGAAGUUCUGUUCAACCAAGUCGCACCGGACUAUUUGGAGGGACUGCUGCUGGAACUUCCCAACGGUGGUGCGCCCAGUCCGGAUUAUGUGCGCGAUAUGGCGCGCAUUGCCGCAAUUCUGCACCGUGCGGCCGAUUUGAACCACCUGCCGGCCAUGAAGGAGAUCAAAUUCCUGCUGCCGAAACCGGCUCUCUCCUUGCGCGAACUGCGCCCGGCACAGUGGGUGGCGCUGGUCCAAUCAGCCUGGCCAUCGGUAGCUGGGCUGAGCCCGAUCCAGGUGAAGGCACAAUUCCUGAACGUACUCUCAUCGUGGCCACUCUUCGGCAGCAGCUUCUUUGCGGUCAAGCGCGUUUGGGCGGACGAGAACCCGAUGGAAGAGCCAAGCCCAAUGUGGCGCGAGCUCAUACUAGCGCUCAACCGACGGGGUGUGCUGUUCCUCGAUCCCAACACUCACGAAACGAUGCAACAUUGGCCAUUUAAUGAAGUGAUUUCAACACGAAAGGUACGUUCAGAAGAUGGUGCACUGUUUCUCGACAUGAAGGUGGGUAACCUGCUUCAACAGCGUGUCAUCCGUGUGCAAACCGAGCAAGCGCACGAAAUUUCACGGCUAGUACGCCAGUACAUCACAAUGGCCCAGGCACAGCAACGCGAUCGAAGGGAAUAGACCGUUCCCAUUGCUGGUGAGGCCACUUUCUAUCGUUUGAAAUCGUCUCGCAAUGAAAAGCAAUGAAUGGGGCCAGAUUUAGGUGCAAAGGAUAGUUAGUUUUACCGUUUACGAAAUUACAUACUUUAGGUAGGAAGCGUAUGCAGUGUGGAAAGAGGUUAAGAUGAUGAACAUAAAUAUAUUAUAAUUGGUGUGCUUAUUUGGGUGAAAUGGCAGUCCGAUGAUGAACGCUGUUCUUCAAUUACAAUGCUAGGGAAACGUUUCGCGUUUGUACCGUUCGAACAAAUGUGAAACAAAUGCACACUAUUAUACGUAUCAUGCUGUAUUGAUUAUAUUUUUCUACAUUUUGAAAAUAUAUGCAUUUUAUAUAAAUUGA